Messenger RNA from Callorhinus ursinus (northern fur seal), 1238 nucleotides. Its product is annotated as retinol dehydrogenase 16-like. Gene Ontology annotation, cellular component: intracellular membrane-bounded organelle. Gene Ontology annotation, biological process: steroid metabolic process. Lineage: Eukaryota; Metazoa; Chordata; Mammalia; Carnivora; Otariidae. Gene Ontology annotation, molecular function: oxidoreductase activity. The record is from RefSeq and is a predicted model, not a curated record.
CAGUCCCGGAGCCUGGCAGAGCUGCCUCGCCCUCCGCAGGUCGCCUGUCUCACUGUCCAGACGUCCUGUGCAGGAUCUCAGUGCAGAGAUUCGCGGCAGCGAGUCUCCAUCCCCCUGGGGCCGCUGCAGGGUUUCUCAUUCUGGCCCCCACAGCUCCCAGCUUGUGUGAUCCCCUCACCAUGUGGCUGUCCGUGGUGGCCCUCGUGGGCCUGUACUACCUCCUGCGCUGGUACUGGGAGAGGCAGGUGGUGAGCCACCUCCAGGACAAGUACGUCUUCAUCACGGGCUGUGACUCAGGCUUCGGGAACCUACUGGCCAGGCAGCUGGACCUGCGAGGCUUGAGGGUGCUGGCCGCGUGUCUGACGGAGGAGGGGGCCCAACAGCUGAGAGGCCAGACGUCAGACAGGCUGGAGACGGUGAUCCUGGACGUCACCAAGACAGACAGCAUCUCUGCGGCCACUCAGUGGGUGAAGGAGCGUGUGGGGGACAGAGGACUCUGGGGCCUGGUGAAUAAUGCUGGCAUCUCUGUGCCCACGGCACCCAAUGAGUGGCUGACCAGGCGUGACUUCAUGAAGAUACUUGACGUGAAUCUCUUGGGGUUGUUGGAGGUGACGCUGAGCCUGCUGUCCCUAGUGAGGAAGGCGAGGGGCCGCGUGGUCAAUGUCUCCAGCGUCAUGGGCCGGCUGUCCCUUUUUGGUGGGGGCUACUGCAUCUCCAAGUAUGGCGUCGAGGCCUUCUCGGACUCCCUCAGGUAUUGAACUGGGACAGAGGCCCUCCCUCAGUCCUCCUCGUCUGUGCUUCUGGGGGAGAUUUUUCUAGGGGGUUCAUUUCCUCACAGCCUCAGAGGCUCUUCCUUCCAGAUGCUUCUCUCUUGCUUUGUGCCAGACAUUCAUUGGGAAGCACCAUCCUAUGCUCUGGGUGUUGGAAUAGGCCCCAGGCAUAUAGAACUGGUUUCACCCAUCGCUGCCCUGGGGGAGGGCCCACAGUAGGGAAGUGUCUGAGGCAGCGUUGGACCUGAGAUCAUUUGGCUACAGAGCUCAUGUCCAUAAUUCCUAUAAUGUUCAGCUUCAGGGGGCCCUUCACGUGGGGGUCCAGCAUUUGACUCCAUUCAAUAGUUACUUCUCGGCACUUCUGUGAGUAUACAACGUAGGUGUCUGACCUAAAAAUUAUGACAGCUGAGGGGCGCCUGGGUGGCUCAGUAGGUUAAGUGUCUGCCUUUAGCUCAGAUCAUGAUCUCA